AUGGAGGACGCCGACUCGGCGGCGAAGCAGUUGGGCUUAGCGGAGGCCGCCGCAGUGGCGGCCGCGGUCGCGGCGGCCGCGGAAGGAUCCGAGCAGCAGCAAGGGCCGCAGCAAGCACCGCAGCAGCCACCGCCGCCGCCGCAGCAGCAGCAGCAACAAGCCGCCGCCUCGGAGUCGGAGGCGGAGCCCGAGGAGGAGGAAGAGGCGGCGCAGGUGACGGCCGUGACCGUGAUGGCGGCAGAGGCCGAGCACAUCGACAUGGGAGCCGAGGCGCUGCCGAGCGCGGACGAGGCCGCCGCCGCCUUCGCAGAAGUCACCACAGUGACAGUAGCUAAUGUUGGCGCCUCUGCAGACAAUGUUUUCACUACAUCCGUGGCAAAUGCAGCUUCAAUUUCAGGGCACGUGCUGUCUGGGAGAACGGCCCUCCAAAUUGGGGACAGCUUGAACACUGAGAAAGCCACCCUCAUAGUGGUUCACACAGAUGGCAGCAUUGUAGAAACCACAGGGCUGAAGGGGCCAUCAGCACCUCUCACACCAGGACCGCAGUCUCCUCCCACCCCUUUAACAUCCGCCCAAGAGAAGACUGGAACCAAGUAUAACUGGGACCCAUCAGUGUACAACAACGAGCUYCCAGUGAGGUGCCGGAAUAUCAGCGGGAUUUUGUACAAAAACAGACUCGGCUCAGGAGGCCGUGGUAGGUGCAUUAAGCAAGGGGAUAACUGGUACAGCCCCACAGAAUUUGAAGCCAUGGCAGGACGAGCCAGCAGCAAAGACUGGAAGAGAAGCAUCCGCUAUGCUGGGAGGCCACUGCAGUGCCUUAUUCAUGAUGGGAUUUUAAAUCCUCACGCUGCCUCUUGUACUUGUGCUGCCUGCUGCGACGACAUGACUCUGAGUGGCCCUGUACGACUCUUUGUACCCUACAAAAGGCGGAAAAAAGAAAACGAAAUGCCUGCAACUCCAGUGAAAAAGGAUUGCUCCAAAAAUAUAACCCUGCUCCCUGCUACAGCUGCUACCACAUUCACCGUGACUCCUUCUGGACAGAUCACUACCUCUGGUGCCCUGACUUUCGACCGUGCGUCAACAGUGGAAGCCACAGCCAUUAUCUCGGAAAGUCCAUCCCAGGGUGACGUUUUCACUGGAGCUGCUGUCCAGGACACCAACGUCCAGCAGCCCUGCCGGGUCAGUCACCCAGAACCUCACUAUCCAAGCUACCAGGACAACUGUCAGAUUUCACCUUUUCCUGAAGCUGCUUUGCCAACAUCUCAUCCAAAAAUUGUGCUGACCUCCCUCCCUGCCCUGGCGGUGCCCCCCCCGACCCCUACCAAAGCCAUCUCACCUUCGGUGGUGAAUGGGCUGGAGGUGACGGAGCAGCGGAGCUGGCUCUACUUGGAAGAGAUGGUGAAUUCCUUGCUCAACACAGCCCAGCAGCUGAAGACUCUCAUUGAACAGGCUAAACAGGCCAGCUCGUCCUUCCGCGAGGCUGCCGUCACACAGGCGAAAAUCCAAGCUGAUGUGGAGAGGAAAGAGCAGUAUCAGAACCAGCUAUUUCAACAAACAGAAGAUGUAGAUGGGAAAACAGAAAUCAUCAUCAAGCAAUCCUGCGUGAACUGCGGUCGUGAGGCAACGAACGAGUGCACGGGAUGCCACAAGGUCAACUAUUGCUCCACUUUCUGUCAGCGGAAGGACUGGAAGGAUCACCAGCACAUGUGUGGCCAGUCGGCCACAAUGACGGUGCAGGCAGACGAGGUGCACGUGGCAGACAGCGUCAUGGAGAAAGUCGCCGUCUGAACAAACUCUCCUCYUCCCUGCGUUUUCCAGGAACAAUCUAGCGUGGCCGGCUGGAUCGGCAACGCAACGUGGACAGUCUGUCCCUCAGGAACCAUACUCUUCUCACUAGCAAACUCAUUUUUCGAAAGGUUUUUUAAUACUUUGAGAGCAGUUGCCUGUUUCAAAAGUUUCAAUAAUGCAGAGACUGAGAAAACCUGAUCUGGGGUGGGAGUGGAAGAAGCUCAAAAUGAACAAAAAAACUACAACUAUCUGCAAUGUUCCAGCUGGGAGUCACCUUCGGUUUAAGGAAACUUUGACCUUGCCAGACUGAAAUUUCCACUGUGUGGAUAACAGUGAUACCAUAUCACUUGAUAUGGAUCCAAAGUGGUUGCUGCACUGAGAUUUGCCAGUGUUUCCUUCUCCUUGUGCCUCCCUACCUCU
Nothoprocta perdicaria is the source of this 2208-nucleotide messenger RNA. RefSeq names its product DEAF1, transcription factor (gene DEAF1). Gene Ontology annotation, molecular function: DNA binding; DNA-binding transcription factor activity, RNA polymerase II-specific. Gene Ontology annotation, cellular component: nucleus. The transcript has 13 exons. Lineage: Eukaryota; Metazoa; Chordata; Aves; Tinamiformes; Tinamidae. The coding region runs from base 1 to 1788 and encodes 595 amino acids. The record is from RefSeq and is a predicted model, not a curated record. Gene Ontology annotation, biological process: regulation of transcription by RNA polymerase II.